AAACGACUCAGUUCUAAUCGUCUUCUUGACGUAAAAUGACACAUUUUUCGACACAAAGACGACAAAAUGAAGCAAAUUACAUUAGUGAUAUUGUUAGUGUUAUUUGCACAUUCAGUGAUAUCUAAAGACCUCGUUCUCGGUUCAAGAAUCAACAAUUUGUUAGUAUCGACGGAAAAAGUCGUUUAUAAGAAUAUUCCAUUAAUAAAGCGAGAGAAGGAUUACACUUAUACGGAUACAAAACAAAGAAUUAUAAAGGGCAUCAUUGCCCGUGACCUCUCUCGGUCAGAGGCGGAAGUGACGGUCACCGCCGGCGGCGUGGGUUCAACACACGUCACAUUACACUUAAAGAGCGCGAGAGGAGAAGGUCUCAACUAUCUAAUACUGAUAUUCAGUAAUAAUAGCUAAUUUAAAAUAAAUAUAUUUUUUGAUACUA
Molecule: messenger RNA, 433 nt
Organism: Nymphalis io (European peacock)
Lineage: Eukaryota; Metazoa; Arthropoda; Insecta; Lepidoptera; Nymphalidae
Product: probable salivary secreted peptide
Exons: 2
Coding region: 67-405 (112 amino acids)
Source: RefSeq, a predicted model, not a curated record